AUGUAACAAGGAUUCUUGUAGUAACAAAAUGGAUAUUAUGAUGAUGUCCCAUAAAACAAAAGUGAAUCCUAGGAGUAAAAAACAACCUUAAUGGAAUGGUUGGCCAUUGUUGGAUUGAUAAUGUUAACAUAUAUGGUUAUUAUAUUCAUUUGGAUUGUGUGUAUGGCUGGUAUACAUAAUAAUUUUGAAGCCACAGUCAUUUGCUUUAUGGUCAUCUUUUUUUGUAUUUACAUCCCAGGAAUUGGAUAUUUCUGGUAUAAUGGAUUGCAAGUGAGAACACAACUAAUAUAAGAUUUCAUUAACAAAAAAUUAUAAGAAAAUCAAUUGGAAAUUGGAGGAAGAGUUUGAUUAAUUUAAAUUCAAUAUAAUAACUAUGCCAAUUCAUGACGAACUCCUA
Messenger RNA from Paramecium tetraurelia, 397 nucleotides. RefSeq lists its product as uncharacterized. The record is from RefSeq and is a predicted model, not a curated record. Lineage: Eukaryota; Ciliophora; Oligohymenophorea; Peniculida; Parameciidae. The transcript has 2 exons.